AUGAUCUGUUCUGUUCCGUCCGCCAAAUCGGAUUCCAGUUGGCUGGACCGGCUGCGGUCUUCUAAAGGUUUUUCCGUUGGCAAUGAUCUCGAUCUUGAACGAUUCCUAGACCAUAACUCCGAUCACCCUCUUUCCGUCGACGUCAAUGUUUCUGAUGUUAUUCGGGGGAACAACACCGACUCCCCCAAUCCAAACUUUGAUUCUGCACCGUUGGACAAGAAAUCAGUCUCCGAAGGGAGAAAAAAAGAGGUGAAUUUUGGCUUCAGGGGGCAUCGGAAGAAAGAAGACUUGUUUAACGUGAUGAGCAAUGUUCUAGCAGAGCUCUUCAAUAUGGGAGACCAGGGGGACCUUGAGAGGAUUAGAGGAUAUGAGAAGAAAAAGAGCUCUCGGAAACAGCGUUACCCAAAAAUUUGUUCGUUUUCUGCAUCUGCAAGCGUUGACGAUGGCCGCUUGCCCGGUGUAGUGAAAGCUGAUGGGAUGCCAGCAAUGUCACCUUCAGGCACCGAUAAUAACAGUGAAACAGAAAUGACUCAAAACGGUGGUUGCAUGAAGCCAAAGGAGAAAGGAAAGUGUGAUUCUCUUACACUUGUAGAGGAGAAGUCACAGACAGAUCUUUCGUCUUACUCUUGCGUCGAAGUAACAAUCAUUGACACGAGUUGUUCGGUUUGGAAAUCUGAGAAACUGCUUUUCAGGAAGCGGGAUGUUUGGAAAGUCCGUGAGAAGAAGUCAAUUUCGGGGAAUUUGAACGUGUUUAGAAGGAAGAGGGAGGCGAAGGAGUCUCGUAAGAAAGUUGGAGGAAUGAAGAAAACAAAGCUUUUCAAGUCUGAUAAAAAAGGUGGAGGAAAGAAGAAAAGAAAGCUUUCUCAAACACCCUUGAGCACAUCCAAGGAAGCAGGUCGGGAAGAGCUUACAUAUCCAUCAAACAAAGUAAGAGUCCCUAUUGCCAUUGUUUCAUAA
Molecule: messenger RNA, 957 nt
Organism: Macadamia integrifolia
Lineage: Eukaryota; Viridiplantae; Streptophyta; Magnoliopsida; Proteales; Proteaceae
Exons: 1
Coding region: 1-957 (318 amino acids)
Source: RefSeq, a predicted model, not a curated record